GGGAAAGAUGACCACGCUCACGAGACAGGACCUUAACUUUGGGCAAGUUGUUGCAGAUGUUCUCUCAGAAUUUCUGGAAGUGGCUGUUCACCUUAUCUUAUAUGUCAGAGAAGUUUACCCUAUUGGGAUCUUUCAGAAGAGGAAAAAAUACAAUGUACCUGUUCAGAUGUCCUGCCACCCCGAGCUGAACCAGUACAUCCAGGACACCCUGCACUGUGUAAAGCCCCUGCUUGAGAAGAAUGACGUGGAGAAGGUGGUGGUUGUGAUCCUGGAUAAAGAGCACCACCCUGUGGAGAGAUUCGUCUUUGAGAUCACCCAGCCACCCCUUCUGGCCAUCAGCUCCGAGUCCCUGCUGUCCCACGUGGAGCAGCUGCUGCGUGCCUUCAUCCUGAAGAUCAGCGUGUGUGAUGCUGUGCUCGACAACAAUCCCCCAGGCUGCACCUUCACAGUCCUGGUUCACACACGGGAGGCUGCCACCCGGAACAUGGAGAAGAUCCAGGUGAUAAAGGAUUUCCCCUGGAUCCUUGCUGAUGAACAGGAUGUGCACAUGCAUGACCCCCGGCUUAUUCCCCUGAAAACAAUGACAUCUGACAUCCUAAAGAUGCAGCUGUACGUGGAAGAGCGAGCCCACAAAGGCACCUGAUUUCAAAUCUUCCUUGCCUUCAAGCCUCAUCUGAUCUUCCAGUGGAAUAAGAGAUCUCACAAAGCACACCUUGCUAACCAUCUCUUCAGCUGGCCUUCUGGGUGAAUGUAGAGCAGCUGCUGCCUCUUUAUUUCAAGUGCUCUUACCACUGUAUAUAGAACUGACUUGGAAUGUGGAGCCAGAGCCUGUUCCCACGUGAGCAAGCAGGGGUUGUCAGGGUGGAUCCCUGGGGCAGGAGAUUGGGCACUGCAGUCAGUGCUUUGUACAGAUCCAGCUCUCACCUCAGCUGGGCACCUCCAUGGCCCGUGGGCAGUGCU
Merops nubicus (carmine bee-eater) is the source of this 960-nucleotide messenger RNA. It is a transcript of the gene MAD2L2, whose product is annotated as MAD2 mitotic arrest deficient-like 2 (yeast). Gene Ontology annotation, cellular component: zeta DNA polymerase complex. The record is from RefSeq and is a predicted model, not a curated record. NCBI's taxonomy places the organism in Eukaryota, Metazoa, Chordata, Aves, Coraciiformes, Meropidae. The transcript has 8 exons. Bases 8 to 643 code for a protein of 211 amino acids.